Messenger RNA from Nothobranchius furzeri (turquoise killifish), 5734 nucleotides. Lineage: Eukaryota; Metazoa; Chordata; Actinopteri; Cyprinodontiformes; Nothobranchiidae. The record is from RefSeq and is a predicted model, not a curated record.
GUAUGAAGAUGGGCCUCGUCUCCUGCUCCUUCCCAUAGCGAAGAGCCGCGGGGAGAGGAGCCGCACAGCCCCCUGCAAACACACACCCGUCCACUUUGACGGGUUUCACCUCCUGUACCGGCUGUGGACGCUGCCCUACACCUUCCUGACCAGGAUUGUCUGCGCCACUGUGUCUGUCAUCGUCCGGAGACGGAGAGCUUCCCCAGCCCGGGUUGACAAUCCCGCCGCACCAAGGGCCCUGAUGAAAAUGGACUCAGACUUGCUUCAUUCACCGGCCGUGGGCCUCGCAGAGGAAGAGGAGGCCGACAUGAAUGACUGGAAGCUUCCGCUGGCCUUCAUGAAGAAAAGACACUUGGAGAAGAUCGAAGGCUCUAAGGCUUUAGCACAGAGCUGGAGGAUGAAGGACAGGAUGAAGACCGUGAGCGUAGCUCUGGUGUUGUGCCUCAACGUUGGAGUCGAUCCUCCCGAUGUGGUCAAGACGUCCCCGUGCGCCCGCCUGGAGUGCUGGAUAGAUCCUCUGUCGAUGAGUCCACAGAAAGCCCUGGAGACCAUCGGGGCGAACCUGCAGAAGCAGUAUGAAAACUGGCAGCCCAGGGCCCGCUACAAACAGAGUCUGGACCCCACAGUGGACGAGGUGAAGAAACUGUGCACGUCACUGAGACGCAACGCAAAGGAAGAGCGGGUCCUCUUCCACUACAACGGCCACGGAGUGCCACGGCCCACCGUCAAUGGGGAAAUCUGGGUUUUCAACAAGAACUACACCCAGUACAUCCCGCUGUCCAUCUACGACCUGCAGACGUGGAUGGGGAGCCCGUCCAUUUUUGUUUACGACUGCUCCAACGCCGGAAUCAUCGUCAAGUCAUUUAAGCAGUUCGCCCUACAGAGGGAACAGGAGCUGGAGGUCGCAGCCAUCAAUCCCAGCCACCCACUCGCACAGAUGCCACUUCCUCCCUCCAUGAAGAACUGCAUCCAGCUGGCUGCCUGUGAGGCCAAUGAGCUGCUGCCUAUGAACCCUGACCUCCCUGCUGACCUCUUCACCUCCUGCCUCACCACACCCAUCAAAAUUGCUCUUCGGUGGUUCUGUAUGCAAAAGAGUGCCAAGCUGGUGCCAGGAGUGACGCUGGACCUCAUUGAGAAGAUCCCUGGCAGGCUCAACGACAGACGCACGCCCCUCGGAGAACUCAACUGGAUCUUCACCGCCAUCACCGACACCAUUGCAUGGAACGUGCUGCCCAGAGAUCUGUUCCAGAAGUUGUUUCGUCAGGACUUGCUGGUGGCCAGCUUGUUCCGUAAUUUCCUGUUAGCAGAGAGGAUAAUGAGGUCGUACAACUGUACCCCGGUCAGCAGCCCCCGCCUGCCCCCCACGUACAUGCACGCCAUGUGGCAAGCCUGGGACUUGGCUGUGGACAUCUGCCUUUCUCAGCUGCCUACCAUCAUCGAGGAGGGCACCGCCUUCAGAGUCCUCCUGAGCCAGGUGCAUCGGCUGCGAGCUCUGGACCUUCUCGGGCGGUUUCUAGAUUUGGGACCUUGGGCCGUCAGUCUGGCCUUAUCUGUUGGGAUCUUCCCGUACGUCUUAAAGCUGCUCCAGAGUUCAGCCAGAGAGUUGAGGCCGCUGCUGGUUUUUAUCUGGGCUAAAAUCUUGGCGGUGGACAGUUCGUGUCAAGCCGACUUGGUAAAGGACAACGGGCACAAGUACUUCCUGUCCGUGUUGGCCGACAGCUACAUGCCAGCUGAACAUCGAACCAUGGCGGUCUUCAUCCUAGCGGUUAUCGUCAACAGCUACAACACCGGCCAGGAAGCCUGUCUGCAGGGGAACCUGAUUGCCAUCUGCCUGGAGCAGCUGUCAGACCCCCACCCUCUGCUCCGCCAGUGGGUGGCCAUUUGCUUGGGUCGCAUCUGGCAGAACUUUGACCCGGCACGCUGGUGUGGAGUUCGAGACAGCGCGCACGAGAAGCUGUACACCCUGCUGUCGGACCCGAUUCCUGAGGUGAGGUGUGCCGCUGUUUUUGCUCUGGGAACGUUUGUGGGAAACUCAGCUGAGAGGACAGACCACUCCACCACCAUCGACCAUAACGUGGCCAUGAUGUUGGCGCAACUCCUCAACGAUGGCAGUCCGGUGGUCCGAAAGGAGCUGGUGGUGGCGUUGAGUCAUCUGGUGGUCCAGUACGAGAGCAACUUCUGCACCGUCGCCCUCCAGUUCAUAGAGGAGGAGAAGAACUAUGCCGUUCCUUCUCCGGCCAACACUGCUGAACCCGGAAACCUGACUCCUGUGAGAGACAGCCCAGCAAUCCCUCGCCUGCGAUCCGUCAACUCCUACACCAACAUUCGCACUGCCACCACCGCCCGCAACCUGAACAAAAGCCUGCAGAACCUCAACGUCAACGAAGAGGGUGGACCAGCAGCCUUCUCCCCUGGAAACCUGAGCACCAGCAGUAGCGCCAGCAGCACGUUGGGGAGCCCCGACAAUGACGAGUACAUCCUCUCCUUUGAAACCAUCGACAAGAUGCGACGAGUUUCGUCUUAUUCCUCCCUCAACUCCCUUAUAGGUGUGUCCUUCAACAGUGUUUACACUCAGAUCUGGAGAGUUCUCCUACAUCUGGCUGCAGAUCCUUUCCCAGAGGUUUCAGAUUUGGCCAUGAAGGUCCUCAACAGCAUCGCUUACAAGGCAACGAUGAACGCCAGACCUCAGAGGAUUCUGGAUUCGGGGUCGCUCACGCAGUCGGCGCCGGCCAGCCCCACCAGUAAGGGCACGCAUAUCCACCAGGCAGGCGGCUCUCCACCCAUGCCGAGCACCAGCAGCUCCAGUCUGACCAAUGAAGUUCCUAAACCUCCAGCCAGAGAGCAGCCAGCAACACGCCCCCCUUACACCCCAACACUAGGGGGGCAAGCGCCGCACUCACACCAGUUCCCCCGAACUCGUAAAAUGUUUGAUAAGGGACCAGAACAGGCUGCUGAAGACGGCGAAGAGUCGGCCGUUCACAGGAACUACAUCAGCGCCGCCCUGCAGACGGGACUGUGUGAUUGGAGCGCCAAGUAUUUCGCUCAACCUGUCAUGAAGAUCCCAGAGGAGCACGAUUUGGAGAGUCAGGUGAGGAUGGAGCGACAGUGGAGGUUCCUGAGGAACGCUCGAGUCAGACGUCAGAGUCGGGUCAUCACACAGCGAGGCAUUUCUCGUCUGGAUGAUCAAAUAUUCAUCAACCGGAACCCUGGCGUUCCGUCGGUAGUGAAGUUUCACCCCUUCAACACCUGCAUCGCCGUGGCGGACAAAGACAGCAUCUGCUUCUGGGACUGGGAGAAGGGUGAGAGGCUGGAUUACUUCUACAAUGGAAACCCUCGUUACACACGAAUCACAGCCAUGGAGUACCUGAACGGACACGACUGUUCGCUACUGCUCACUGCUACAGACGACGGAGCGCUGCGUGUGUGGAAGAACUUUGCAGACCAGAAGAACCCAGAGAUGGUGACGGCGUGGCAGGGCCUCUCUGAUAUGCUGCCCACUACUAGAGGAGCAGGGAUGGUCGUGGACUGGGAGCAGGACACUGGUCUGCUCAUGACAUCUGGAGAUGUUCGAAUCGUUCGGAUCUGGGACACCGACAGAGAGAUGAAAGUCCAGGACAUCCCGACUGGAGCCGACAGCUGUGUGACCAGUUUGUCCUGCGAUUCCCAGCGAUCGCUCAUCGUAGCGGGUCUGGGUGACGGAUCCGUGCGGGUCUUCGAUCGCAGGAUGGGUCCCAACGAAUGCCGUGUGAUGACCUACAGGGAACACGGAGCCUGGGUGGUGAAGGUUCACCUGCAGAAGGAGACAGGAGGAAACAUCAUCAGCGUCAGCGUUAACGGAGACGUUCGGUUCUUUGAGCCUCGAUCACCGGACUCCAUUAACGUGUUGCAGACCGUAAAGGGAUUAACGGCCUUGGACAUCCACCCGCAGGACAACCUCUUUGCCUGCGGAUCCAUGAACCAGUUCAUAGCCGUCUACAACGCUAAUGGUGAUGUCAUCAGCAACAUCAAGUACUACGACGGCUUUAUGGGACAAAGGAUCGGGGCCAUCAGCUGUUUGGCCUUCCAUCCUCACUGGCCCCACUUGGCAGUAGGCAGCAAUGACUACUACAUGUCCAUCUAUUCAGCAGAGAAGAGGCUCAGAUAACACCAGCACCCCCUCCUCCACUCAUGACCUCUGACCCCGAGCCUCGAGCACCAGGACGUAGAUGACAUUUUUCUUGUACAGAACCAUUUCUCCCCGUGAAUGUUCAAGUGAUGGCUGCUGACACAAACUUGUGCUACAAGUGACUCUAUACAUACGUAUAAAUAUAUAUAUAUUAGUAUUAUUGUUUAUUCUUAUCAUGAAGCUAAUGAUUGUCCAGUUGGCUGUGCUGAGGAGUCUGUAUAUUUAAAACUUAGCAGAAGAAGAAGAAGAGGAUCUAUUUUAAAGGAUCGGUUCCUCCUGCCUGAAGAGCGAGCAUCACUACCUGAAUGAACGUUGACCUCGGCUAUGCGAGGCUGUAGAGAGGUCACACUCUGUUAGGAAACACAGGACCCACACACACAUUACUUCAGCCGCAGCCAAAGGAUGCAGAGUUUUUGAUCCUCAUCAGGACCGACUCGGAUGUGGUGGAUUGUUCAUCUGUGUGUGUGUGUGUGUGUGUGUUUGCGUGUGUGUAGUUGUAGGUGUAGGGGUGUGUGUAGGUGUGGUUAUAGCACAGAUGUGCCCCACUGUGGGCCCUCAGCCUUUAUGAAUGCCCUACAGAGCAGCCUGCUCCCAAAUGAAAGAACUUCCUGCUUUUCUGACCCCAGUGUGCCAAAACACUAUUACCAUUAUCAUCAUCAUCUGUGGCUCAGAGGUGUUUUUGUUGAUUUUUUUUCUGUUUGAAAUGACGAAAAACCUGCAUAAAACCUCCUAAAGCAGAUGAGUGAAAAUAAUCCUGGAGGCUGACACACACACAUGCACACACCUGUCCUGUAGAGCAAUAAGGUCCUCAUGCUAUUUCACAACAACACUCACACUUGUUUCUCUUCACACUAAUCUGACUCCGCUCUGGAUCUUUUCUCUCUUCUGCUUCCAUCACACAGAGUUCUAAUGAGCCGUUUUUAUUGUUUUCGUUUGUGUUAAGGUUUUAUUGCAGCCUCCUUAGUUUUGGUCGUGUUCUGCAUGUUAAAGGAGACUCACCGGUUCACCAGUAAAUCCUUGUGUCAGAUCUUUGAUUUCACUCAGGUAACUCCAGGUCCGCCUCACACACAGAGCAGCUGAUCGUCGCCGUGGCGACAUUAUCGUUCAGGCUCUGAGGUUAGUUUCCGUGCUGCAUCACCACCCGCGUGCCUCUUUUCCAGAGCUGCAGCUUUGCCUUCCUAACUUCUUCUUUUGCCCUUUUUCUAAUUUAUGGUUUUAAUUCUUAUUUUAUUUUUUGCCUGUUUUCUUGCUACUCACCCAAACCGCUGCCCCGCCCCUCUGAGUCACAUGACCACAGCUUUCAGUGGAGUCAGGAAAACCCUGCUGCACAGCAUGUUCAGAACAUCAUUGGAUCUGCCCCCCAAAAAAGAACAAACCUCAGCUCAGAAUCCUGUUCGUCUCAAACUAUUCAGCUUUGAGUUUUAAGAUUUUAGAUUUGAAGAAAAAGAGACUAACUCAUUAGUGGAAAACCAAAACAAUCAGGUUUGUCUCCAAGACUAGACGACUUUGCUGACUGGCUUAUAAACAAACAGGAGGUGAAAUCAGUGAAAUAAACCAAAUACAACCUGA